This is a messenger RNA of Verticillium nonalfalfae, 2820 nucleotides long. RefSeq lists its product as uncharacterized. Gene Ontology annotation, biological process: phosphatidylinositol phosphate biosynthetic process; sulfate assimilation. NCBI's taxonomy places the organism in Eukaryota, Fungi, Ascomycota, Sordariomycetes, Glomerellales, Plectosphaerellaceae. Gene Ontology annotation, molecular function: monooxygenase activity; heme binding; oxidoreductase activity, acting on paired donors, with incorporation or reduction of molecular oxygen. The record is from RefSeq and is a predicted model, not a curated record. The coding region runs from base 1 to 2820 and encodes 939 amino acids. The transcript is spliced from 5 exons.
AUGGCUGCCGUCGUGCUUGCCGCAUGGCGACGAGUGUAUCGUCACCCGCUCUCCAAGUUUCCCGGGCCCAAAUGGACGGCCUCGACGCUGUGGGUUGAGUUCUACUGGGACGUCGUGCGCAGGGGCACCUUCAUGUGGAAGAUUCGCGAGAUGCACAGUGACUACGGCCCCAUCGUUCGCAUCAACCCCCACGAGCUUCACGUCUCCGACCCAGACUUCUUCGACGACCUCUACGUCGCCAACCGCCGUCUCGACAAGUACCAGUGGUGGACGAACCUGGCCGGCGCCCCGGGGUCCUCCUUUUCCACCGUCCCCCACGACCUGCACCACCUCCGCCGCAGCGCGCUCAACCCCUUCUUCUCGGCCCGCGCCGUGACGGCCCUCGAGCCCGUGCUCCGUGCCAAGGUCGACAAGCUGGCGGCGCGCUUCGAAGCCAUUGCGCGCACGGGCGAGGUCGUCCGCCUCGACGCUGCCUUCAUGGCCCUGACCAUGGACAUCAUCUGCGACUACGCCUUCGCCGCCGACAGGGGGUACCUAGACGAGCCCGACUUCAAGCUUCAGUGGAAAGAGACCAUCCUCGGCGCUUUCGAAGGAGGCGCCCUCAGCAGGCAGUUCCCCUGGAUCCUGCCCCUCAUGAAGGGCCUCCCCCUCUCCGUCGUGUCCGCCAUCAACCCCGCCGUGGGACACCUCUUCUGGUGGCAGCAGAGCGUCAGGAAGCAGGUGGGGCCCAUCCUCGAGGGGGUGGCCGGCAGUGCCGGCGCCCGUCAAACCAUAUUCCAUGCGCUACGGGAUAGCCCCCUGCCGCAGCAGGAGAAGACGCUGGAUAGGCUUUGCGACGAGGCCGAGAUCUUGACAGGGGCCGGGUCGGAGACGACAGCGCAGGCCAUCACACGGCUCAUGUUCUAUCUCCAGCACGCUCCUGAGACGCUCGUCCAGAUGAGGCGGGAGUUGGACGGCGUCGUCAGGAAGGGAGGGCCGGUUCCCUCGUGGAUCGAGCUGCAGCGGCUGCCGUAUCUUAGCGCCGCCAUCAAAGAGGCCAUCCGCCUAUCGUACGGUGUGACGACGCGCCUUCCGAGAAUUUGCCACGAGGAGCUCCGGUACAAGGACUGGAUCAUCCCGGCCGGGACACCCAUCUCCAUGACGCCCCACGAUGUCCUCACCGAUCCGGACGUCUUCCCCGAACCUCAUACGUACCGCCCCGAGCGGUGGCUGGAGGCCGGCACAGCGGGGCGCAAGCUUGACAGGUAUUUCGUGCCGUUUGGCAAGGGCGCGCGGCAGUGUCCGGGAAUGAACCUCGCCCACGCGGAAAUGUUCCUCACAGCGUCGACAAUCAUCUCGCGCUUCGACUGGGAGCUGUACGAGACGAGCCUGGACGACGUCACAUGCCAGCACGAUUUCUUCGUGGCUGUGGCUAAGCUCGAUAGCAAGGGCUGCAGCGAGCUGACUCACCCACAACUGACGACAUCUGCCCGACACCGGCCGCCGGUGGCAGACCAGCAGCCAGAGUUCGCUCAACCCAAGCUCAGCAUUCGAGAAGAGGCACUUAUGCGCAGGCAAGCCACCCACAAAAGCCCCUUCGUGACCUUCUCUUUUCUUCUCUUCGCCUUCCUCACUGUCAUCCUGGCUGUCUUUGCUUUUCGAGCUCUGCCGCGGCUCUCCCUCAUCGCCAACCACCUGCCCCUCGUGCCCCUCCGACCCCUCACCACCACCACCACCAAACCAGGAGGGAAGCCGCGCACCAUGGCGUCCUACGCGAAAGAACUCGAGAUCGCUCAGCUCGCCGUCCAGCGCGCUGCCAUCCUCACGAAGCGCGUCUUCCACGAAAAAGCCAAGGGCACCGUCGACAAGAAUGACAAGUCCCCCGUCACCAUUGGCGACUUUGGCGCCCAGGCCCUCAUCAUCGCCGCCCUGCGCCACCACUUCCCCGAAGACGAGAUUGUCGCCGAGGAGGAGGCCGCCCAGCUGCGCCAGGACGACAAGCUCAAGACCCAGAUCUGGGACCUCGUGCGCGAGACGCGCCUCAGUGACGCCGCCGCCGAGCAGCGCCUCGGCGGCGGCAUCCAGACGGCCGACGACAUGCUCGACCUCAUCGACGCCGGCAACAGCAAGGGCGGCGCCCAGGGCCGCAUCUGGGCCAUCGACCCCAUCGACGGCACCAAGGGCUUCCUGCGCGGCGGCCAGUACGCCGUGUGCCUCGGCCUCAUGGUCGACGGCGACGUCAAGGUCGGCGUCCUCGGCUGCCCGAACCUGCCCGUCGACGACGCCGCGCCGCUGACGGCCGACAUGGGCGCCAACGCCACCGACGACGAGGGCCGCGGCGUGCUCUUCUCCGCCGUCCAGGCCCAGGGCGCCACCUCCUUCCCCCUGCGCGACGGCGCCCUCGCCGCCGCCGACGGCCGCGCCAUCGCCAUGCGGCCCCUGUCCGACAUGACGGCCGCCACCUUCUGCGAGAGCGUCGAGGCCGGCCACAGCGCCCACGGCGACCAGGCCCAGAUCGCCCAACGGCUCGGCAUCACCCGCCCCAGCGUCCGCAUGGACAGCCAGAGCAAGUACGGCAGCAUCGCCCGCGGCGCCGGCGACAUUUACCUGCGCCUGCCCGUCAGCGCCUCCUACCAGGAGAAGAUCUGGGACCACGCCGCCGGCGACCUCAUUGUGCGCGAGGCUGGCGGCCACGUCACCGACAUUGCCGGCCAGAGGCUCGACUUCUCCGUCGGCCGGACGCUCGCCAAGAACAAGGGCGUCGUGGCUGCCCCUGCCGCCGUGCACGCCGAGGUGCUCAAGGUUGUGCAGGAAGUGCUGAACCAGAAGACGGCGGCGUAG